Molecule: messenger RNA, 477 nt
Organism: Aspergillus oryzae RIB40
Lineage: Eukaryota; Fungi; Ascomycota; Eurotiomycetes; Eurotiales; Aspergillaceae
Exons: 2
Coding region: 1-477 (158 amino acids)
Source: RefSeq, a predicted model, not a curated record
AUGCAAGACACCGUAUUCGCCGUCGCGCGAUGGCCAUUCUGGAGAAUCCUGGCAUACACGGAUCCGCGCUACGCAGGGGCAAUCGUGCAGCAUCACAUUACUCUGUGGGAUGAGAUCUGGGGAGGAGAUGAAGGAGAGAGAUGUCGGGAGAAGUUCGUGGAGCACUACAAUUAUGUACGGAAGGUUGUGCCGCCGCGGCGACUGCUGGAGUAUCAAGUGCAGGAAGGAUGGGGACCUCUGUGUCGGUUUCUGGAGGUGGAGGAGCCCAAGGAGCCAUUUCCGGUUGUUCAUACGGGGUCACAGUUUAUGAGAACUGCUGCGAGGGGGUGGUGGGAUUGUGUUGGGAGGAGUAUUAGAAAUGUGACAGCAGCAGCGGUCUGCCUGUGGAUUUUGGUGUAUGGGUUCUUUUGGGGACUGGAGACUAGUGCAAAAGGCUGCUCGCCGAGUCGCCGAGUCACCGACUUGAUUGACUCUUAG